UCCCUUUUAUGUUAUAGGAGGGGAGACCGAAACGAAAUGGCAGAAACUCCAAAAGAAGAAAAAACAAAGGGCUCGUUGUUGAUGGACGAAUUGUUGGGUCUGCUACGGAUUCGGGUCAAACGGGGCGUCAACCUCGCCGUUCGUGAUGUCCGAAGCAGCGACCCUUACGUUGUUGUUAAGAUGGGUAAACAGAAACUGAAGACUCGUGUAAUAAAGAAGGAUGUUAAUCCUGAGUGGAAUGAGGAUUUGACUCUUUCCGUAAUGGAUCCUAGUGUUCCAAUAAAAAUGGUAAGUUCUUUUGUUACAAUAUCAAUGGAGUGUGAAACUGAAAGCCAGUUCAACUUCAACAACCAGCACUUGCAUUAUAUAUGGUAGAACA
Molecule: messenger RNA, 379 nt
Organism: Hibiscus syriacus
Lineage: Eukaryota; Viridiplantae; Streptophyta; Magnoliopsida; Malvales; Malvaceae
Product: protein C2-DOMAIN ABA-RELATED 4-like
Exons: 2
Coding region: 37-375 (112 amino acids)
Source: RefSeq, a predicted model, not a curated record